Molecule: messenger RNA, 1233 nt
Organism: Centrocercus urophasianus (Greater sage-grouse)
Lineage: Eukaryota; Metazoa; Chordata; Aves; Galliformes; Phasianidae
Product: SWI/SNF complex subunit SMARCC1-like
Exons: 9
Coding region: 16-780 (254 amino acids)
Molecular function (GO): protein binding
Source: RefSeq, a predicted model, not a curated record
UGGUUGAGACCAGUGAUGAAAAAAGACAAGCAGGUGCUGGUGCACUGGGGCUUCUUUCCAGACAGCUAUGACACUUGGGUUCAUGCCAACGAAAUAGAUGCUGAAAUUGAGGAUCCUCCAAUUCCUGAAAAGCCGUGGAAGGUUCAUGCCAAGUGGAUUUUGGACACAGAUAUAUUCAACGAAUGGAUGAAUGAAGAGGAUUAUGAGGUGGAUGAGAACAGGAAAUCUGUGAGCUUUCGGCAGAGAAUCUCCAUGAAGAAUGAAGAGCCCGUGCGUAGUCCUGAGAGGAGAGACAGGAAAGCAGCAGCAAGCACACGGAAGAGAAAGCAUUCUCCUUCUCCACCCCCCACUCCUGUGGAGUCAAGAAAAAAAUCAGGGAAGAAAGGACAAGCAACCAUAUAUGGGAAAAGGAGGGGGCAGAAGGAAGAAGAUGAGCAAGAAGAUCUUACAAAGGACAUGGAGGAUCCCACGCCAGUACCUAACAUAGAAGAAGUGGUACUUCCCAAAAAUGUGAACCCAAAGAAAGACAGCGAGAACACGCCUGUGAAAGGAGGAACAGUGGCAGACCUUGAUGAACAGGAUGAGGAGACAGUGGCGACUGGAGGAAAGGAGGAUGAAGAUCCUAACAAAGGUGACCAGAGCCGAUCGAUGGAUCCAGGUGAAGAUAACGUCACAGAACAAACCAACCACAUCAUCAUUCCCAGCUAUGCGUCUUGGUUUGACUACAACUGCAGCAGCAGGAGCUGUACUGGUGCUCCUGAGAGCUUCAUCAGCUCGUGAAGCACAGCUACAGGACUGACACAGAAGGUGCAAAGAAACAGAAGGAACUUCUCCUUGGCUCAGAUGUACCCGUGCCUACCUUGUGAAAGGGGACCUCAAAGCAUCUGUGAUGCAAAAAAGGCUUUGGUUUGAGAUUCUCCAAAUCAGAGACGUCCGGCACAUGGAGCUGACUUUGGCUGGAGGCUGAAAUAGCUGCACAGCUGUGAGGCUGACGUGUUUCUGUCCCUGAGCUCUGCCUCCAUCCAGAGAGGUUCCUGCAGUCCUGGAGAGCAGCAGAGCUCAGCUGUGGCUGCUGCUGCUGUGCCAGAAGGUCACUUUUGGCUCAUGUCAAUGCACACAGACUGCUGCAGCCCUCCCACAUUGCAAACACUGCUGCUGGUUUGAAGCAAAUGGAAGAAUAAUUCUAACCUCCUUCUCCUGAAGUGCAUUCCAAGCUGCUGUUUCACAGCAUUC